This is a messenger RNA of Gossypium arboreum, 2811 nucleotides long. Its product is annotated as receptor-like protein Cf-9. The record is from RefSeq and is a predicted model, not a curated record. Gene Ontology annotation, molecular function: protein binding. Lineage: Eukaryota; Viridiplantae; Streptophyta; Magnoliopsida; Malvales; Malvaceae. The transcript is spliced from 3 exons. Bases 1 to 2811 code for a protein of 936 amino acids.
AUGCUGCGAUUUUGUCUGGAUUCUGAACGCUCUGCUUUGUUGCGGUUGAAGGAUAGCUUCAUUCUCAAUCAGUCAGCUUCUGAUGAUACUUUAGCUUAUCCGAAAGUUAGUUCUUGGAAACUUGAAGGACAGGUCGGUGGGGAUUGCUGCUCUUGGGAUGGAGUUGAGUGUGAUAAUAACACUGGCCACGUUAUUGGACUUGAUCUCAGCAGCAGUUUCCUUUAUGGCUCUAUCAACUCCAACAACAGCCUUUUCCAGCUCCAUCACCUUAGAAGGCUCAACCUUUCGGACAAUAACUUCAAUCGCUCUGAAAUCCCUUCUGCAAUUGGUAACCUUACAAGGCUAUCACGGUUGGACCUCUCCUGGUCUGGCUUUACAGGUCAAAUUCCAUAUGAAGUUCUACAGCUUUCAAACCUGGUGAUACUUGAUCUCUCUAGGAAUCCAUUAGAGCUCCGAAACCCAAGCUUGAAAAUUUUAUCCGAGAGGUUAGUGAACCUCAAGCAUCUUGAUCUUCACAAGGUAAAUGUAUCUUCGACAAUCCCUCAGAGUUUGGCAAAUUUAUCUGCUUUAACAUAUCUCUCUCUUGUGGCUUGUGAAUUGCAUGGUAAAUUUCCCACUUCCCUUGCCAACCUUACCCAGCUCACUUACCUCUCGCUAGCUGGAAAUGAAUUUAGCCCUGACACUUUGUCUUGGCUUGCUAAGCUAACCAAACUAACCGCAUUGAAUUUAGAUUCUACAAAUUCAUACGGUGACGUCCUAUAUUCUCUAAAAAACCUUACCAAGCUUACAUAUUUGGAUCUUUCCCUGAAUCAAUUUUUUGAACGAAUCCCAUCUUGGUUCGGUAAUCUUACUGGGCUGAUCAUUUUGGAUCUAGGCGGUAACAAGUUUUGGGGUUCGGUUCCACAAUCGAUCUUUACUCUGAAAAAUCUUGUAGAACUUGAUUUAUAUGGUAACCACCUCAGCGGCACAUACAAAUUAGAAACCUUUCUAAAUCUUAAAAAGCUGAAGGUGCUUCAACUGUCUAGUAAUCAUUUUUCAUUGCUCACCACUACUGUUUUUACCUUGUUAACACUGGCUUCUUGCAACUUAUCCAAGUUCCCAGAUUUUCUUCUGAGUCAAGACGAGGUGGAGCUUCUUGAUCUUCGAGAUAACAAAAUCCAUGGGUUUAUCCCCAAAUGGAUAUGGGGCUUAUCUGCUCAAACUCUUCAUGUUUUAGAUUUAAGUGAAAACUUUCUUAGAGGUUUCGACCAACCAAUUGUUGUCCCUCAAUGGAUCAAUCUGAGAUUGUUGGACCUUCGUUCUAACAUGCUACAAGGGCCACUACCAAUUCCACCCGCUUCCAUUUACCAAUAUUUUGUCUCAAACAACCUACUCAAGGGAGAAAUCUCAUCAGGGAUAUGCAGCCUGACUUCUAUAACUGUACUUGACCUAUCAAAUAACAGCUUCAGCGGCAUGCUUCCACCAUGUUUGGGCAACCUAAGCACAUCACUUUCAGUACUAAAGCUCCAAAACAAUAACUGUAGUGGCCCUAUUCCUCGAGCAUGUGAAAAAGGAAACACAUUGAGGAUGAUUGAUCUUAGUCAAAAUCAAUUGAAUGGACGUAUUCCGAGAUCACUGGUUAACUGCAACUUACUAGAGCUUCUUAAUUUGGGAAAUAAUCAAAUAGAGGACAUGUUUCCCUCUUGGUUAGGAAGGCUUCAAGAGUUGAAAAUUCUCAUCCUACGGCAUAAUGGAUUUCAUGGUGCAAUUGGAGAACCAAAAUCCAAUGAGUUUCCAAAGUUGCAAAUUCUUGAUCUUUCCUUCAAUAAGUUGACAGGUUGUUUACCAUCUCGUCACUUCCAAAUAUGGAAGGCCAUGAAAGUUGUUGAUCUUGGCAAGUUAAGGUACUUCGAGGUAGACGUUAGUUUUGGAGGAAGAGAAACAUAUUGGCCUAUUGACUUUUCCUACUCAAUGACAAUGACAAAGGCAGGCGUGGAAUUAAAAUAUGAGAAGAUUCAAGAUUUCUUGGUAGCCAUUGAUCUGUCAAGCAAUAAAUUUGAUGGCUGCAUUCCAAAAGACAUUCAAAUUCUACAAGCACUUCAAUUCCUCAACCUUUCCAACAAUUUUCUGUCAGGUCCAAUUCCACCAUCAUUGGGAAACCUCUCAAACCUCCAAACUUUGGAUCUUUCUCAGAACAAACUCUCCGGGAAGAUCCCUCAAGAGCUGGUGCAACUCACUUUCCUUGAAUUUUUCAAUGUUUCUCAUAAUCAGCUGAUCGGACCCAUACCGCAAGGCAAACAAUUUGGUACGUUCGGAAACAGCUCAUUUGAGGGCAACCUAGGAUUAUGUGGAAAUCCAUUGUCAAAGAAAUGCUAUCCCGAAGGGUUAUCACCACAACCGUCGUCAUUGUCAAAGAAAGAUGAUGGUGAAGAUUCAUGGCUUCAAUUUGGGUGGAAAGCAAUCAUGUUGGGAUAUGGAAGUGGGCUAGAACGGUCGUACGGAGGAGCGGGGAGAGGCGCGCGUGAAGGAGGCCAUGCGGGGAAACUGCUCGUGGGAGCACGACCUUCUAGAGCUGUUCUAGCAUAUUCCAGAAGCUUCUGGUGUUCUCGACUGCUAAGCUUCUCUUUGUCUCCUGUUGGGCCUCAGGGAAACAAGGCUGGUGACUUAAAUCUGCUUCAUUGCCGAUACAUGGAGAUAAAAUUUGUUGUCUUUGACGUGCUCCAUAGCUGCUUAAGGGAAAUAGGAUCCUCAAUCUUCAGUCUGCUUCCUUGCUACCUCAAGAAGAUAAUACCAAUAUCUUCAACCUACUCUCUUGCUACCUCAGAGAGAUAA